CUCAAACACUGGUCUAUUAUCUGAUCGCCUCGGCUGGCGAUCGCUAUCACUAUCUGGCUUGUACCGUGUCUUACUCGCAUCCUCGGUCCGUCGCAUUAGUUGGUCCUCGAUUUCUGCUUCAUUAUUGUCUGGGCCCCGUCCGUCCUAUCGCAUCAGCAACCCCUGGAAAUCCUAAUUGUAAGACAUCCCACGAGUUCGAGUAACUCCUCGAGUCUUUCAUCCUCGAUCAUCGAAUUUUAUCGCUAUCGCCUCUCAAUUUCCACGUCUGCGCCGCUUACCAAUCUCGUCCGGAACCAACUCGCAACCCCCUCGCAACUCGACUCGUGCCGCCCCUCUCGCCUGCGUGGAGCCUUAUCAAGCGUGGACUCCUGGACUCGCAUUUCUCGAGGCAUGACUGGCAAUUCAAUCCAGUCCACCCGCACAAGCCCACGGUCUUAUAGUACCACUCAACGCACACCCUCCGCUUCGUCGGGCGCGUCGCCUACUCAUCAGUCGUUUUCUUCCUUGCAAGCGCCUUCGACGGCUCAGAAUGAGAUGUCGGCCGACGUGUACCACCCAUCUGCGUCGCAGGCACCGACUUCUAUUGGCCCGGAUUUCGCCUCCUAUUCCUUCAGCCCAUCCUCCAGCUUUGACACCAUGCCCUCGAAUCCCUCCUCCUUUGACGCCAUCUCGUCCGCAGCCAUGCGCCUAGGUGACUCGGAUCGACCGGCGCAGAAUUUCAACGGCUUCAUCCGACCGGCAGACGCGGCGGGUGGUGGCGCGAUUUUGAUGCGAAAACUCCCCAAGAAUAUGAGUCGCGAGGCCUUGCGCAGCAUGUUUUUAUUUUCCAAUGAGCUCUUGGAUGCUGAUUUCGUCCACUCGGAUCUCCCGGAAGAUGCCGGUUUUCUCAGUGCGAUCGCGCGGUUCAGCAGCAUGGCUGCGGCGGAAGAGGCGCGGAAACUGCUCGAUGGCAAGCCAAACUCCAAGAACGACGCCACCAUGGUAGUCGACAUCUACAACAGCGGCCCGGCACAGCCUUUCCUUCCUCGCCGCAAUACGAUCGACCAUUCUGCCGCGAGUCGUGGCCUACUGAACAACGGGCCAUCUACGCGACAGUCGCGUUUCAAUGGUACAUUUCAAACUAUGGAGAAAUUAUCCUCGACACACCCUGCCGGUUCAUCCGCCAACGAGUCUCUCCCGCCCUCCUCCGAGUCGAACUCGCGUUUACAUGGUUUCUUUUCUCCUCAGUCGCCGCUCGGAAAUGGUGUUUCCGAGUUUCAACGCGUAAGCGGGAAGUCGAUGAUCGACCAAGAUAUCGAUGAGGAUACAGGAGAGCUACUCAAGGACCCUGUCGGUUACGCCGAAAAUGGCCAUUCCGCCUCUGUCUCAGCUCCGCGCCGAUCUACCAACCCACAAAUUCCAACCAGCCAUUUUGCCAACCUCUCGUUGACAACCAACAUCUCACCGCCGUCGAUGCAAAAUUACACUUCCGGGGGUUCGGCGCACAUGGCGAUUCCAACGCCAUCAUCAGCAUACACCCCACCCAUGAAUGGCGCCGUGGGCAACCCAGGGUUUCCCUAUAACUCCCAGCAUACGGCUCGGCACAGUUUUCCAGCUGCCAACCCGAAUGAUAUGAACCCUCCUUGCAAUACUCUCUAUGUGGGUAAUCUCCCACCAGAUACUCAGGAAGAGGAGUUGAAGGCGUUGUUCUCAAAACAGCGCGGCUAUAAGCGCCUUUGCUUCCGAAACAAGCAGAACGGCCCCAUGUGCUUCGUGGAGUUUGAGGAUGUGCGCACAGCAGGCAAAACUCUUAACGAGCUAUACGGCUACAAACUCUCCAACAGUAUCAAAACCGGCAUUCGUUUAAGUUUCUCGAAGAACCCGCUUGGAGUGCGUUCAGGACAGCAGGGCUCCAUUAGUUCGUCGAACAAUCUCCCCCAGCAAGGUGCUAUUCAGGGCGGCGCUGGCCUUGGGGGAAUAUCGAACCACAUGUUCUCCACGGUCAGCGGACCGCCGCCGGGUCUGGCGACACCACCUGGCCUGAUGCCGCCAAUGGGGCUUAGAAACAACGGCAUUAUGCACCCCACCGGUUAUUCCCACACACAUAUGCCCAUGAACGGAAUGAACGGGAUGAACGGCUCAUUCAAUCCCAACGCUGGCCUGGGUAUUCGACCAAAUCCCUUGAACCCGCCGAUGAUGCCACCGCAGCCUAUCCACAACGGCGGAGCAAACGGCGGCAAUAUAGGGCAGCGCUCUGGCAAUGCCACCCCGAACUACGACUACAUGAUGGGGCGGUAG
Messenger RNA from Aspergillus nidulans FGSC A4, 2277 nucleotides. RefSeq names its product RNA-binding protein. Lineage: Eukaryota; Fungi; Ascomycota; Eurotiomycetes; Eurotiales; Aspergillaceae. The record is from RefSeq and is a predicted model, not a curated record. The transcript has a single exon. Bases 391 to 2277 code for a protein of 628 amino acids. Gene Ontology annotation, molecular function: nucleic acid binding; RNA binding.